AUUUUGGCAUUUGACGUGACAGGGCGUCAGCUCUAUUGUUUUUCUUUCUGCGGCCUAAAUCUUGGCGCAAUAAAUUUUCUAUUCAUUCUCGUAUUCGUAGUGGUUUGGUUUUGCAGAUAAUAGUAAUAGCCCAUGAGCGUCGUGCGUAGCUAUUGGUGUGAGUUGCGGUGGGCACCUACGCCCUGGCUAAAUCAUGACGAGGCCGGGACCACCAAAUGAGAACCUGCCUACCGUGAAGCUGGUGGUGGUGGGAGAUGGUGGGGUGGGGAAGAGCGCUAUCACCAUACAAUUCUUCCAGAAGCUGUUUGUAACGGACUACGAUCCCACUAUCGAGGACUCUUACAUUCAACACACUGAGGUGGAUGGUCAAUGGUGCAUUCUUGAUGUCCUGGACACAGCGGGGCAGGAGGAGUUCAGCGCCAUGCGGGAACAAUACAUGCGCAAGGGGGACGGGUUCCUACUCGUAUACUCCGUCACCGACCAGCAGAGCUACCAGAACGUGAGGCACUUCCACACGCAGAUCCUGCGCGUCAAGGACAGGGACACGUACCCGAUGCUGGUGGCAGCCAACAAAGUGGAUCUCGUACACGCGCGCGUCGUCAGCGAGGAUGCUGGAAGAGAUUUGGCCCGAGCCCUCAACGCGCCAUACAUCGAGACCAGCGCCAAGGAGCCGCCGCUCAACAUCGACGCCGCCUUCCACGAGUUGGUGCGUAUCAUCCGGAACCACCCGCAGCAGGAGGUGAAGCCGCGGCGCCGGCGACGACUCUGUGCUCUGCUCUAAUACCAAAACUCGACCAUCACUAUUACACACACCAGGCGCCGUAAUACAACUGUGAAGCUGUGUUGAUUCGAUACAAUUACUUCACAGGAAUAUUGAUCUGGGACAGAGAUGAGGUAUUUACAUCUUUGCUAUUUAAGAAGAGUAUAGGAAUCGGACUCUUCGGUUUAAUACAGCAGGCUUUAAUAAAGCACUAUUAAGGCUCUUUUCAAAUGGCUUUAACUCGGAAGAAAUCAGAGCAAAAUCACAAAUGCCAUUCUGCUGCAGCGAAGCAGUUUAUUCGCACAAUUGACAAGUUUUCGUUCCUUAUUGUAUGAUAAUAAUGACAAGAGUGAUCUAAUUGAAAAGAUGUAAAAUUAUGAAUUGUACGUACUAAUGAUUUAAAAGAGGCUAGUAAUAUUUUACGUAUUAGGAUACUGGAAAAAAUUGCACAAAUACGCUGUGCUUAAGUCUUCGAGGACGAAAAACAAGAUGGGCAUUUUGUAACCAAAAAUUUUGUUUUGUAAACGUAUUAACCAAAGCUGAGCAUUUAUAUUAGAUAACUUUAAUUUAUGUACUGACAUUAUGAUUGGCUAAUUGCUUUUUUCGUGCUGGCACGAUGAGGCAUCGUUGCAUCCUCUUUGAUUUGUUAAAUUGAAGAGAGAUAGCAUUAUUGGGUUUAUUCAUUAUGCAACUAUACAGGGUGUUACAAAAAUACAAAUAAAGCUUGAAGGGCGUUGAAGUACAUCAUUUAAGGAGUGUUCUCUAAUUUUAUUAAAAUGUUUGAAUGAAGAUUUAAUUUUUGAUAAAAACAGUUAUUUUUAAUGAUUAAUAAAAAUAUCGAUGAUUUUAGGACACGUCACUAGUUCGAGGAUCAUUAAAAAUAACUGUUUUUAUAAACGUACUUCAACGCUCUUCAAGCUUUAUUUGUAUUUUUGUUACACCCUGUAUAAUCGUAAAUUAAAGCAAAGACUUUAUUCAAUUUAAAUAUGAGGAAAGCAGUGCUUUGGAGACAAGAUAUUUGAUGAUGAUGAUGCUAGUCCUAAAAUUGAGUUUGAUAAGAUUGUAUCCUUGUCAUUAUUCAUAGAGAAUGAAAAGGACAGACUCAUGCCAACAUCGACAUCACUGUAUCCUAUAUAUUUGUUUAUUUAUUUUAAGAUGGCAGUGUAGCCAGUUUAGUGCAAUGUGAUCAUAAAUUGGUGUAAUUGGUUGGUUAUAACCGAUCAUGGCAACCCCGUGUUUAGCUUUAAGUGAUACCAGAGAUCUAUACAAUACGCUCUGUAUCUAUGUUAUUUGUAUUAAUUAUUAUUAGUGUUGUUACACGGUCGACACAGUGGCGUUUAAUCAUCACAACUAUUUAUUUAUUUAAUUCCAAUAUUUAUUGGUAAUGCCAAAGAUUGUACAAUGGACUGACCUUAUUUUGUUAAAAAAGCGUGUUUGAAAUAAUGUUUUAAAUAAAAUUGAGAACUGAAUUGUUGUUUUUUGAGUUAAAUAUUUAUUUUGAAAGGAAUAAAAGUGAGUUAUUUAAUUAUGAUUAAUUAAAAGUAACUUAUGCGAAUAUUUGUUAAUGGCAAUUAAAAGACAUUUGAACUACAUAUAAUAUGAGUUUUUGGCGGGAUUUCAUCGACUGUGGUUGGCGUCUUAUUUUAAUUAUUCUUAAAUUCGUCCAUAGUGGAUAUUGUGAAAUAAAAUUGGUGUGAUUUUGUGUUACAACUGUCUGCGUAAUUGAAGAAUUAGUAGAAUCGUCAAAAUAUACGCUAUUCCGGUCAAGUGGACGUGAGAAUGUUAUUGUAGUAUUGACUACCUCACAGAAGCUUAUCGAAAAAGCCAGCUCGAUACAUUUCGUGCCAAACACUUCAAGAAACAUUAGAAUGCGUCACACCGACAUUCUAAUGUAAAAAGAAAAACAGAAUAAUUUAACUUAAGACUAGGCUGUAUGGGCAUUGUUCCCCUUGCCUUCCCUGAAAAGGGAAAACUUAACCAAAAAAAAAAUGAACUACAUAUUACAAUUUUAUGGAUUUUUUUUUAUUAGAUACUCAGUGUUAAAACAAUGAUUGUGUGAAUAAUAUUCGAUAAUCUCCGUAUAUGUAACGUAAAGUUGGGCAUUUCGAAAGUUUAGAGUUUUUAAUUUAAUAGUAAGCGAUUUUAGAUUUCCAUAAGUGUAUACAUCAAAAAAUCCUUAUUGAUAUCAAUGGUCGGCCGUAUAGGAACACGUGCUCUAUGUUUGACAUAGUAUAUGUUUAUGUAUUAGCGUAAGUACAGACCAAAAUAUAAUAAAAUUACAUGUUCAAUAUGCAAAGCAUUUACUCCAUUAUUAUAGUGAUGUUAUAUGUUUUAAUAUAGUCGCGUAGGCACAGUUAUAUAUGUUAAGAUAUAUGAUAAUUUUAUUCUGAUGUAAUGGAUAUCUAAUUUCUUAAUCAUCCUUUAAUUAAAGUGUUAUUUUUGAUAGAAGCAAGUAUAGACCCGGGUCAAAGAACUCUCACUAAUAUGCUGACCUCGAUUAGCUACUUUCUAAUCUACAAUAGGGGUGAUGACGCGGUACAGUAAACGAAAUUCUAUUUAGUUAGAUGAUCAAAAAAUAAUGGACACGUAUUUUUUCUUUGGGCAAUCAACCAAAAAAUGACAAAGUUAUAGCGCGUCAAAGUUUGGGAGUAGGGGCUCGUGACGUCACUUUUAAGUGGAAAUUGUACCAAAACGUGACGUCAUGCGACUUUUCAAACCAAUAUAUCUCUGCAAUGUUUAUAUUAUGUGAAAAAAGAAAAAAUACGUGUCCAAUACUUUUUGAUAAUCUACCUGAUAGACGAAGAAAAAAUAAUUAGUCAUCAUACCUAUUAUGUCGACUAUAGUUUUGGAGAAAUAUCUUGAGAUAUAAUACUCUAUCUUAUCGCUAUAUUCAUACAAAUCGCAAAGGAAGGCUGAAACUAAAAGAUUAUUAAAGGGGGAUUCUUUAUAAACAAAUUGAACUCUAAUACGAUGUAAAUAUGGCAUAAAGUAAUUUAGUUAGAUGAUUUAAUGCAUGCACACACACGCACACGUAUGUAACUCACACACGUAAUGUAAGUAGCGUAAAGAGAAAAUAUAACGAAAAUGGAAGGAAUUGAAAAAAUAUUUAAAUUAUAUAUAUAUAUAUAUAUAUACACAGGGUGUUACAGAAUUCCGAAAUAAAAUUUGUAGGUAUGUAUUCCGAAAUAAAAAUUUGUAGGUAUCUGAGCGGGGCGCAGGGGCGCCUGGGGGAAAGGGGGGGGGGUCUGUUUAGGUAGUAGUAAUCGUACGCAUUUAUAGGAUUGUCAUAGGCAGGUGUAUAACGAUAUUUUUAUUAAUUCAAUUAGAAAAUAAAAGUGGUCUGAAAGGCGUCAAACUUUCGUAGGUAAUUCUAUACAAGCAACACAACCAAACCCUAAAGUUUUAUUUCGGACUUUUGUCACACCCUGUAUAUAUAGAUCAUUACGUGAUGUUUUUAUAAGUGUUCCAUUAAUGUAAGUGUUACGCGGUCGCGGGAAGGGGGGGGGGGGUUACAUCAUCCGUAUUUUAAUAUGAUUUUGGUUCUUCGCGACUUUGCAAACUUGUAUUUGUUAGAAAACAAAAUGAUUAUAAUUUAUACCUGUAGGUAUUUAGAUGUGACAUACAAUGCAUUGAAUAAAUGAGCUAUAAAAUUUAUUUGAGAUUAUUUUGUGAAAGCGACAAGGGGUACGACGUUCUUGGAAAACCCAUAGUCGCUUAGUAGCAGGUCUGUGAUAUCCACCCGAUUAAUGUUUGGUCUAUCAUUGAAUAAUUCGCUAAGAAAAGAUUUUAUAUUUGUGUUUCGUUGCGAUCGAUCUUAAGGAAAUCGUCAACGAUCGAUCGUUCAGAAAUGCCACUACAUACACGAAACGAUUGAUCUAUCAUUUACUUAUUUCAAACGGUAGGAUAAAGACUUACUCAAAUAAUUCAAUACUUUUCCUCUAAAAUGGAAAACGAACUCAUGAUUGCAUGAACGAUAUUCAUGAUUGCAUGGGAUUUGGUUGCGAUUUGCGAUAUCGUCUUCGAUUAAGUAAAUCGUUAACGAUCUUGACAUACACUGUCGAUCCAUCGUUUCGAUCGGUCUGAUUCGACGGAUCGUACAGAUCAAUCGUACCGUAUAUGGGACACUGACGAUCGAUCGUUCACGAUAUUCAUGAUUGCAUGGGUUUUUGUUGCGAUCUCCGAUAUCGUCUGCGAUUAAGUAAAUCGUGAACGAUCUUGACAUACACUGUCGAUCCAUCGUUUCGAUCGGUCUGAAACGACGGAUCGUACAGAUCAAUCGUUCCGUAUAUGGGCCCCCUUAAGGUCGUAAAUUAUGAACGGUGUGAUUUGACGUAUUGAACUUCCGUCAAUCCUUAGGCGUAUGACGUCAGAUAAUCUUAAAUAAAACUAGUUUUAACGGGUUAAUGCACGAAACUUUAUUUAUUUAUUGACGUUUCUCAGCCUUUUCAGGUCUGCUUCGUCAGAAUGAUUUUUUAUUUGAAUUUUAGUGAUUCUGACGAAGCAGACCUGAAAAGGCUGCGAAACGGCAAUAAAUAAAGUUUCGUACAUUAACCCGUUAAAACUAGUUUUAAUUAAUAAGUGAUGUGCGUGAAAACUUAAGAAACAAAUAUGUCAGAUAAAUCUUUUGCCGCAUUCGGUAUUCCUUGUUGUUUAAUUUUAAACGCAAAAGUAGAAGUUGUUUUUGUGAAAACCAUAAAACCAUAUUUAUUUAUUGAGUAAGAUCAAAUAUUAGUCUGAAUGGCACAGGAAAGGGUUUUUUUUAAAAUUAAAGUUGUGAUAUAUUUGUAUAUUUUGAAAUUGUAUUGUAGAAAUAAAGCUGAUGCAAGUAUUUAAAUUUUUAUAAUUUCUAUUAUUUUAAGCAUGUAACUGCUUGAUGUUUAAACCUAAAGAAAAUAUAACUA
Chilo suppressalis (striped riceborer) is the source of this 5661-nucleotide messenger RNA. The record is from the annotation of a GenBank genome assembly. NCBI's taxonomy places the organism in Eukaryota, Metazoa, Arthropoda, Insecta, Lepidoptera, Crambidae.